Halichondria panicea is the source of this 543-nucleotide messenger RNA. RefSeq names its product serine/arginine-rich splicing factor 11-like. Gene Ontology annotation, cellular component: nucleoplasm. The record is from RefSeq and is a predicted model, not a curated record. NCBI's taxonomy places the organism in Eukaryota, Metazoa, Porifera, Demospongiae, Suberitida, Halichondriidae. The transcript has 4 exons. Gene Ontology annotation, molecular function: RNA binding. The coding region runs from base 1 to 543 and encodes 180 amino acids.
AUGUCUACUACUCUGAUCCAAGUGACCAAUGUGUCACCCUCUGCUGGCCUCCAACAAAUGAGGGAGCUUUUCAGUUACUUUGGAGAUAUUGAGGAACUGAGGCUCUUUCCUGAGGAGGAGUUUGCUGCUCUGAGUGUCCUCUCCAAGGUGUGCUUCAUCAACUUCAUGGAGGAAGACAGUGCAGCUGCUUGUCUCCACCUUAGCAACACUGUGCUCAUAGACAGAGCUCUCAUCAUAGCACGAUCAAGACAUGCUGAGAUUCCUGAUGGUUCAGCUGCCAUGUUCCUGGCAGCCCCGGCCAUUGCCCUGGCCAACAGCGCUAGCAAACCAAUGGGUCACACUGCACCUCUCCUCCCGACACCUCCCUCUAUGGGGGCACCAGCAACCACUGGACCAGCCUCCAUGGCUAUGGGAGCUGCUCUCAACCCUGCAGCUGUAACUAUCCCAGCUCAUUGCCCCCUCGUAUCCAUGAUGGGCACGGUGGUCCCCCAACCUCCCCCUCUCACUGGUAACGUAGACCCCACCAAGAUCGAGGAGAUAUGA